AUGUCACGGGCACUGCAAGAGCGUGCGACAACGUGGCAAGCCCUCUGCGCGUCGCAGGACGGCUUCGUCGCUCGCCUUCUCGACGAGUGCGAGACGCUCCAGGCCGAGGUCGACCAGCUCGAGGCGCCACCGCCUCUGGCCGAGUGUCAAGAGCAAGGGUCAGACGGCGAGGAGCUGUGCAGGAGCGAGCAGGAGCGGCGCAGGCUAGCUCUCGAGGAGCAAGUCGGGUCGUUCAAGGCGGUCAACGAGGAGCUUUCCCGCGAAGCCGAGGACCGCCGUCAGCUCAUCGCGUCGAGGUCGUCGUGCCUGUCGGCCGCGGGCGCACCUGGCUCUGCUUCUCUUCGAGCCGCACAAGCUGUGCCCGAGACGUACUACGACGGGCCGCCCUUCGUCCUGUGCCUCAUCAAUGGGUCGAGCGUCCUCUUCAACCAGGGCCCACUCUCGCAAGGGCACACCGGCGGCAAGGACGUCGCGACACGCCUCCUGUGGGAGAUCGAGAAAGACCUUUCGGCCCAAGACUUUUCGGUCGCUGGUGGCGACAAGCCUGGUCGUCCUGUCGUCCUCACCCUCUUCUUUCACAACAAGGUCGAGCUCGUGAGGGAGCUCUUGCGCAGCAAGGUCAUCUCGUCGGCAUCUACUUGGGACGACUUUUGCGCCGGGUUCGCGAGCGAGGCCAACAACCAGUGCGUCGACACGGCCGGCGACGUCGAAGCCGCCAUCGCGACGGUCCUCCUCGCCCUCGGCUUCGCGUCCAACCUCGAGCACAUCUAUAUCGUCGGCGCACAGCUGGAACGCCUGUACGAGACGUGCCCGGCGCUGCUGCCCGGCGACGUCGCCCUCUUCGUCGAGGUCGGGCUCAAGAUCAUCCUGGUCAACGCGAGCGAGAGCGAGGACGAGCGGGACCUUCUGUCGACGAGCGGGUGGCGGGUGACCAGCUUUGCGCGAUUCUUCGGCACCAGCCUCGACUCGCGCGCUCGUUCUCCUUCCCCCGACAUUCCUUCGUCGCCCUCGGUCCACAAGCCGUCGUCGACCGCCUAUGCAGGAGCCGUCAAGGCGACGGACAAGAAGUUGACGGCGCUGCCGCAGCGUGCCGCCGGCAAGACGCCCAAGUUCGAGCUCCCGAUGAGCGAGCGACCCGUCGCUGCGCCUGAAGGCGCCGACAUGGCCACGUUCUACGCCAGCCUGACGACGCCGACGUCGAGGCACCGCUUCAACCCGACCGCGCGCCUCCUCGACCAGAACCCGCAGAUAUGCUGCUGGUACUACUUCUCGGUCGACGGCUGCACCCUCCCGAGCUGCCACAGGAGCCACGCGUACGACCUGACGAGCCGCGGCCGCCGCGUGCUCAAGAAGGAGAUCGCGACCAUCAACUGCAAGGAGCUCAUGCGGACGGGCAAGUGUACCUGGCGGGCCGAGAACGGAGUUCCCUGCAUGUUCAACCACCACUUCCGAGGCGCGCCGCCGGUCGCGAAGGACGAGCACUGA
Messenger RNA from Rhodotorula graminis WP1, 1485 nucleotides. RefSeq lists its product as uncharacterized. Lineage: Eukaryota; Fungi; Basidiomycota; Microbotryomycetes; Sporidiobolales; Sporidiobolaceae. The coding region runs from base 1 to 1485 and encodes 494 amino acids. The transcript is spliced from 15 exons. The record is from RefSeq and is a predicted model, not a curated record.